Molecule: messenger RNA, 1097 nt
Organism: Notechis scutatus (mainland tiger snake)
Lineage: Eukaryota; Metazoa; Chordata; Lepidosauria; Squamata; Elapidae
Source: RefSeq, a predicted model, not a curated record
ACCUCUGAAGUCCCUUCCAGCUCUAUUCUGAUUCUUAGACAUCUGAAAUUGGUUCAACAUCUCUUUGGCUUCCUCUGUUUUCAGGUCCUCCUCAUUUUGGUGGCCGUGCAGUCGUCCAUCUUCAGCAUCUUGGCCAACGGGGGUCAAAUUGCUUGCUCCCCACCCUUCUCCUCCAGAGCCCGAGGCCAGCAAAUGCACUGCCAGCUCUUGAUCCUGGAAACUUUUGUCCUCACGGUGCUGACCAGGAUGUAUUACCGGAAGCCGGACGACAAACCGGGAUGCUGCCUCCGCGAAUCUCCAGAGCACAUAGCCGAGAUCAAGCAAUAAGAAGGAGGGUCUGAGACCCAGCCCCCCCCACCUCCAACACAUAAAAACCCUGGGGCAAAACGGCCAAAUUCCACCGUAAAGGUAGUCCUCAACUUACGACGCCCAAAAUGUUACGUCGCUGGGACAUUUGUGAGGCAAGCUUUAUCCCCAUUUUACGGCCUUCUUUGCCGCAGGAGUUAAGCGAAUCUGAAAGGGGGAAUCAUGGAACCAUCAUAAACGUUGAGUCAGUUAGAAUUUUGCCCGGCAGAAACCUCGGUCACCUAGCUACUAUCUUUGAAAACAUUGAUGGAAUGAACUUUCAGUUUCCAAGCUGCCGCACUGCUCCCCCUCCUCCCUUUCUGAUGGCAACUCUAAAAAGACCAUGGGAAUAUUUGAUCAGUUGACAUUAGCAUCUGAAUGUAAGUCAUGUGACCCUGAGGAAUGCUGCAACGGUCGUAAGUGUGAAAAAAACGGUCGUAAGUCCCUUUCUCCAAUGCCGCUGUAACUUCGAAUGGCCACUAAGUGAACUGUUAUAAGUCCACAAAGAGGUUUGCUGCUGGCUGGUGGCAUGAGAGAGAGAAAAAAAUCAACCUUUGCGGAGCGACGUUUGGCCUAUCGCCACAGGCACGCCUAUUGUUAAAAGUGCGCAAAGCUCGCCAAAUAAAUCUUCGCGUUUUUCUUCUCAUCGGAACGAGGCUCUUAAGGUGCCAGCCUGGUGGUCUAACUUUUGUGCUUAGGAACUUGCUGUUUGGGUGGGACAAAUCCUUUUGAACUAAAACGAGAAACUGGGA